This is a messenger RNA of Molossus molossus (Pallas's mastiff bat), 477 nucleotides long. RefSeq names its product ribosomal protein L37 (gene RPL37). Gene Ontology annotation, molecular function: structural constituent of ribosome; RNA binding. Bases 137 to 430 code for a protein of 97 amino acids. The record is from RefSeq and is a predicted model, not a curated record. The transcript is spliced from 4 exons. Lineage: Eukaryota; Metazoa; Chordata; Mammalia; Chiroptera; Molossidae. Gene Ontology annotation, biological process: translation. Gene Ontology annotation, cellular component: cytosolic large ribosomal subunit; ribosome.
CACACCGCGGCGGCGGACACUUGAGCACGAUGCACCGCGCCCCGCCGGAAGAACUCCCCUGAGCGGAAGCUUCUCAGAGCGAUAUAGCGGAAGUGUUUUCUUUUCCGGCCUCUUUGGUCUCGGCGGCAGAAGCGAGAUGACGAAGGGGACGUCGUCGUUCGGCAAGCGCCGCAACAAGACGCACACGCUGUGCCGCCGCUGUGGCUCGAAGGCCUACCACCUUCAGAAGUCCACCUGCGGCAAGUGCGGCUACCCCGCCAAGCGGAAGAGGAAGUAUAACUGGAGCGCCAAAGCUAAACGAAGAAACACCACUGGAACUGGUCGCAUGAGGCACCUAAAAAUCGUAUACCGCAGGUUCAGGCAUGGAUUCCGUGAGGGAACAACACCUAAACCCAAGAGGGCGGCUGUUGCAGCAUCCAGUUCAUCUUAAGGAUUUCAGUGAUUAGUUGCACAAUAAAUGUUGUGGUUUAGAAAAUA